Molecule: messenger RNA, 1161 nt
Organism: Quercus robur (English oak)
Lineage: Eukaryota; Viridiplantae; Streptophyta; Magnoliopsida; Fagales; Fagaceae
Exons: 10
Coding region: 412-939 (175 amino acids)
Biological process (GO): Golgi to plasma membrane protein transport; intra-Golgi vesicle-mediated transport; SNARE complex disassembly
Cellular component (GO): Golgi stack
Molecular function (GO): ATP hydrolysis activity; ATP binding
Source: RefSeq, a predicted model, not a curated record
UUUCACCCAUUAGUGUCACUCUCAAUUCUCAAGUCUCAACUACUACCAGAUUUUCCCUCAAUUUCAUCCUGUCUCCAAAAUCAUCACCAGCAGAGACGACAAACAGAACCACCCUUUUGCAACAAAAAAACACUAUGAUUCAAGUAGCAAUGUUGAAUCAAACCAGUCUUCAGGAUCUCUCACCAUCUCUUUUCUCUCUUGUUCUCAUCAGCCGAAACAACACUUCUCUCUCUUUUCCUUUCUCUCUCAGAUCCUUAAGCUAUGUGGCCAAGAAAGAAGAUAAAUCGCAGGCGAAGAAAGUAAAUGAGUCAAAGAGAGCUCAUAGGUGCCGAUUUACGCACAAUCUGAUCAUAUGUUGGAAUUGGGGGACUAGGAAAUAAGAGAAUAGGUAGCUCCACCAAUUCAGACUAAAUGGAUCGAGUUGUGAAUCAGUUGUUAACAAUGAUUGAUGGUUUUCACAAUAUGAACAACAUCUUCAUUGUUGGAACAACCAACAAAUUGGACCUUAUACAUCCUGCUCUUCUGAGCUACUUUGACUCCAAGUUGGACUGGAGUAGAUCUCGAAAGUCUCACAAGAUUGGCACUGUUAAAUGCUUUAACUCGGGUCAUGGGAGGCACACUUGGAAAAUUUUGCAAGCAUGGAAGAUUGAUGGUUUUCACAAUAUGAACAACAUCUUCAUUGUUGGAACAACCAACAAAUUGGACCUUAUACAUCCUGCUCUUCUGAGCUACUUUGACUCCAAGUUGGACUGGAGUAGAUCUCGAAAGUCUCACAAGAUUGGCACUGUUAAAUGCUUUAACUCAGGUCAUGGGAGGCACACUUGGAAAAUUUUGCAAGCAUGGAAGAUUGAUGGUUUUCACAAUAUGAGCAACAUCUUCAUUGUUGGAACAACCAACAAAUUGGACCUUAUACAUCCUGCUCUUCUGUGGUGCUUUUGAUGAAGCAGGACGUGUUCAGAUUUUAAAAAUUCACAAUAAAGAAUUAUUAGAUAACUCUUACUUAAGUUGGAUGUGAGCCUCGAAGACAUAGCUACUUUGACUCCAAGUUGGACUGGAGUAGAUCUCGAAAGUCUCACAAGAUUGGCGCUGUCAAAUGCUUUAACUCGGGUCAUGGGAGGCACACUUAGAAAAUUUUGCAAGCAUGGAAGGUAUAUAUAUAUA